Melampsora larici-populina 98AG31 is the source of this 1338-nucleotide messenger RNA. RefSeq lists its product as uncharacterized. The record is from RefSeq and is a predicted model, not a curated record. The transcript is spliced from 5 exons. The coding region runs from base 1 to 1338 and encodes 445 amino acids. NCBI's taxonomy places the organism in Eukaryota, Fungi, Basidiomycota, Pucciniomycetes, Pucciniales, Melampsoraceae.
AUGCAAAUCAACAUUGCUUACGUUGUCGCUGGUCUCCUUGUCUUUGUCUCAUCAAACUUUGGCGAGACUGACGCUCGCAUGAUUCCUACCAGCCAUCAAGGCGUAGCCGCUCAUCGCGAACACAAACGACAAGCAGGUGGAUAUGCACCCGGAGGUGCUGCCUACGGUGGCUCCAACACUGCCAACACUGUUCGACCUGCUGUGGGAAGUGGAGCCGCUCAUGAAGCCGCUGCUGCACCUCUAUCUCCUACCACAUUACCUGUUGGGGGCGCGACUCCUCCUUACUCGGCUCCAUCCAUCGUAUCGCCAACUUCCCAGGGUCCUGUGUCUGUCGGCAGCUCAUCCCCACCGAUGCCUAAAGCCCCACUUUCAGGUUCCGCGCCCUCUGCAUCCGGCCCAUCAAUUGUUUCACCAACAUCCCAGCGUCCAGUCGGCAUGGUUCCUCAAAUGCCCACUGAAGCAGCAUCGCCAAUGUUAUCAGCACCUGGAGGUCUCAUCCCAGCAUCAAUCGGUGGCGGCCAACCUGUUGGCUCAUCUGCCGGCGCUUAUCACGCCGGUUCAGCCCCCACCCCAAUCACGCGGGCUUCUCCUCUUUCGGUCCCAGGCGCCCCUUCCAUCCCUCUGGAAGGUUCCUUGCCCUUGCCAGUCGGUGGGCUCAGCGGAUCGCCUAUCCCCCUUCCAUUAGGUGGUGCUCGUGGGACACCCAUUCCAUUCGGCAGCAACGGUCCCCUUUCAUUGGGAACCAACGGUCCUUUACCCAUCGGAACCAACGGUCCCCUCCCAAUCGGAAACAACGGCCUUCUCCCAAUUGGAACCAACGGUCCCCUACCAAUCGCAAACAACAUCCCCCUUCCAAUCGGAAGUAAUGAACUUCAUCCACUCCCUGAAGCACCCCUCGCUGUCAGCAAAAGUUUCAUCCAACCCCCUUUCGGCGUCAAUGCCGGCCCAGCACUUCUAGGUCCUUCAGGCACCUUUGGUGGCCCACAAUUUGGUGUACCAGGAGUUGGAGUUGGAGGCCCUGCAGCUAUGCUUGGCGGGCCAGCUGUUGGACUUGGUGGUCCAUUCGUUGGACUCGGUGGCCCUGUAGCUGGAUUUGGUGCUGGGCAACACGUUGGUGUUGGAGCACAAGUUGCACCAGGAUUCGGUGUUGGUCCGGGAUUUGUCGGUGGACCCGGUGUCUUUCCAGGCGCUGGAUUCCACGCUGGUGCUGGUGUAGGUGCGGGUGCCGGUGUUGGCUCUGGACUUGGAGCUGGAGCUGGAGCUGGAGUCGGUGCUGGAUUCCAUGCAGGUGCCGGUGUUGAUCAAGGUGUUGUCCCCGGAUUAGGCGUACUUGCUUAA